Messenger RNA from Astyanax mexicanus (Mexican tetra), 1888 nucleotides. It is a transcript of the gene deptor, whose product is annotated as DEP domain containing MTOR-interacting protein. Bases 323 to 1513 code for a protein of 396 amino acids. Gene Ontology annotation, molecular function: protein binding. The record is from RefSeq and is a predicted model, not a curated record. Gene Ontology annotation, biological process: intracellular signal transduction; negative regulation of TOR signaling. The transcript is spliced from 10 exons. NCBI's taxonomy places the organism in Eukaryota, Metazoa, Chordata, Actinopteri, Characiformes, Acestrorhamphidae.
GGGCGGGGCUUCGGCAGCGCUGAGGGGCGGCAGCGGCUUUACUGGGGCGGUAAACAGCGCGCGGACCCGGAUCCCCCCCGAGCACCGAUCACCUGCCCGCGCGCCCGAUCCCCGCACUCACCCCCCCCCCGGAACCCGCGGACCCGCCCCGCUCCGGGUCUGGACCCGCCGGUGGUGUUCUGAUGGAGCGGAGAAGCAGCAGCGGUUCUGACUGGUUCUGAUCCAGCAGCAGCAGCUGGAACAUCUGGAGCAGAGAGACCCAAUAUGAUCGAUUCCUGUAGAAGAGACUGAUAUCAGGACGUUUGGGAUUCUAAUCGAUGAGAUGGAUGGUAUUGGGAGCAGUAUGCAGAAGAAAGCAGAAGAACUGGAGAGGAUGGCUGAGGUUCUGAUCACAGGAGAGCAGCUCAGGUUACGAUUACAUGAGGGAAAGGUGAUUAAGGACAGGAGGCAUCAUCUCCGCACUUACCCAAACUGCUUUGUGGCCAAGGAGCUCAUUGAUUGGCUGAUUGAGCACAAGGAGGCUUGUGAUCGAGACACGGCCAUCAAGAUCAUGCAGAAGCUGCUGGAUCAGAGUAUCAUCCACCACGUGUGUGAUGAGCACAGAGAGUUCAGAGAUACGAAGAUGUUCUAUCGCUUCAGGAAGGAUGACGGGACGUUUCCUCUGGACAGCGAGGCGAAGGUGUUUAUGAGGGGUCAGCGGCUUUAUGAGAAGUUGAUGAAUGCUGAGAACAGCUUGCUGAAGACUCGGGAGGAGGAGGGUGUGGCUUAUGAGCGGACGCUGGUGGCCGCCGAGUUCAUUGAUUGGCUCCUGCAGGAGGGGGAGGUGGCCAGCCGAGAGGAGGCGGAGCAACUAGGGCGGAGACUUCUGGAGCACGGCAUCAUUCAGCACGUCAGUGAUCAGCAUCACUUCGGGGACGGUCGGCUGCUCUUCCAGUUCCGGAUGAAUUUCCGGCGGCGGCGGCGGCUGAUGGAGCUGCUGCUGGAGAGGAGCCGCGUGAUUCCGGAGAGUCAGGAGAGUCCGUUCUGCCUCCGCAAGCAGAACCCGGACAGCGGCAACAGCAGCUUCCUCUCCGUGAGCCCCACUAAGGAGAUUAGGGUGGUGUGUUUGCGGCGCAGCAGUAUGAGCAGUAGUUGUGGGAGUAGUGGAUACUACAGCAGCAGCCCCACCCUCAGCAACAGCCCCCCCGUGCUCUGCAACCCCAAAUCAGUGCUGAAGAGACAGGUGAGUCCAGACGAGCUGCAGAGUCCUGGAGGUCCGUUUAUAAAGAAGACCUUCACUAUUGUAGGUGAUGCUGUAGGCUGGGGGUUUGUGGUUAGAGGGAGUAAACCGUGUUAUAUCCAGGCUGUUGAUCCGAGUGGACCGGCGGCGGCGGCUGGGAUGAAGGUGUGUCAGUUCGUGGUGUCGGUGAACGGUCUGAAUGUGCUGAAUCUGGACUACAGGACGGUCAGCAGCCUCAUCCUCACCGGACCCAGAACCGUGGUGAUGGAGGUCAUGGAGGAAGUGGAGUACUGAGGACUAGCCUUCUCUCCUCUCUCUCUCUCUCUCUCUCUCUCUGUAUCAGUCAGUGUCUCUCGCUCAUUUUUGGGUCUGUCUUCAUUAAGACGUCUCACUGCCUUAAGAAAUCUCCACAGGUGUUUUUAACUCUAAUUUGUGGAUCAUUUCUGAACGUCGUCACUGGUGUAGUUUUGGGGGCGUGUCCUUUAUAAUGCAGCUCUGCAGGUGAGGAGGGGAGGAGCAGAGAGAGCAGGUGAAAUUAGAGCUGAUGAUUCAGGCUUAAUGUAAAAGGUCUCAGAAUUAUGCUCGUGUUGUAAAUACAUUUCUGAUGUGCAAAUAAUUCAAUAAUUCAGAUGGUACUCUGUUCAGUAAUAAAAACUGAAUUCUAAUCAA